CCCUCGUAUAUGCGUCGUCUAGCGGGGCGUUGCUGCGACACACGUCUGUGGUUCGCAGAUCCGUUGGGGCUGUUGGUGCGGCCGCGCAAAAGCUGUUUCAAAGGCAGAGUAGAGCGUAUUGUCCGGCAUGAGAGAGCUGUAGCUGUGUAGAGUCCCCUUCUGCCCUUGGCCCUUCACUCACCGCUCAGAAGAUCACCGCUCCCCGGCAUGAACUUGCACUCUAUCCACUACUCAUUACUCAUUAGUACAGACACGGAAUAAUUUAGUUGUUGUGGAUCAAAGUGUAGUGGUUUAAUUGCUGAAUUGUUUAUAAGAAGUGCCGUCACGGUUUAUCCAAGGAAACAAGUUAAUUAAGAGACGUUCAGAAAUAUGCUUCCGUCAUCAGUCCCACACGAAUAAUGAACAUUUUUUGGCUGCAGAGGAAGAAAUGCAUCAACUGUGUACUAUGCAUCAGCCUGCUCGCAUUGAUCUUCGUUCUCAUCCAGAACUACUUCAUUCCUACCAAAGUCUACCACUACCUCUAUCCCAGAGAGAGCAUAUACUGCUACCGAGAAUGUUCCAACACUCUGCCAGACAUAUCAGAAGAAACCCCUCAAAAGGGGAAGUCGAUCUUCUUUCACGAGACCUCCUGCAAUUCGUUCUUCAAUGGGAAGAUAACCAUUACAGCUCGCGAGGCAUGUGCAGUGGAAAGUGCUGCAAAAAUGAACCCUGGAAUGGGUGUUCACCUCCUCUUCACCUCUCCUGGAAGACUGAGAUUCGAAGGAGAUGAGUCUGAUGAUAUCUUGAAGGCUUUAUUAAGCUAUGAGAAUGUCAAGUUGCUGCAUGUGAACUUCGAGGAGUACACCAGAGGGACUCCUGUGGAAGAGUUGUACAAGGCUGGCUUGCUGGAUGACUCGGGGUAUGCCCAGUCUCAUGCUAGUGAUGUUUUAAGGUACCUAAGUCUGUGGAAAUACGGUGGUAUUUACCUUGAUUUGGACGUCGUAGUGAUAAAAUCCUUAGAAGAACUUUCUCAUAACUACGCUGGCUGUGAAUCUGAUAGAAAUGUCGCGGCUGGUGUAAUGAGUUUCUCUCCCGACGGUUUGGGACAUCAUCUAGCCAAUACGUGCCUUGAAGAUCUCAGAGAUAACUUUGACGGGCGGGACUGGGGCAAUAAUGGCCCAGGAGUUAUCACCAGGUUAUUGCGUCGCAUUUGUGGCACACAACAAGCCAAAGAUAUGAGUACCAAAGACUGUCAAGGGUUUCAAGUUUACCCACCAGAUCGCUUUUAUGCUGUACCUUGGACAAAAUGGCGGAUGUACUUCGACGAAAACGCUACUAGGUCCGUUUUCAACAUGUCGAAGAACAGCUACGUCGUGCAUGUAUGGAACAAGCAUAGUAAAGUUGAGAAGUUGCCCCUUGACUCUGAGGCUGCUUAUAUGGUAUAUGCCAAGAAGUUCUGCCCUAGAGUUGUGGCUCAAUGCCGCGAAGGAUUUUAAGGAAAUGCUUUAAAAGUUUUCGUCAAAAGUUGCGCUAUUGUGAUAUAAACUUCACUUUAAUUUUAUCUGACAUACACACAUAUGCUUAUUACUAAAUCACACGGUCACCAAUAGAUUACACCAAAAGUAGAUAAAGACGUGACUACCAUUGCUGUGAUGUGAAACUUUGUGACCAGUUAAAGUGAAAAUAUACUAAGUGACAUAUAAAUCCGAACACCCAGUUUAAAUGGUUUUAUUUUAAUAAAAUUUUGUAUAAGUACUUAAUGAAGCAUAAUAAGUAAAUGAUAAAAAUUUCAAAAUGAUUGCACUGCUUUAAAGCCCUUUGACCUUUAAUAAUGUGUGGAUGCACCCUGAUGUGCUACGCAUUCUCCAACGCGCCUAGGCAUGCUUCUGAUCAGGUGGUCAAUGUCCUCCUGUGGUAUCUCAUUCCAGGCAACCACCAACUCCUCUCGAAGUGCUUCUAGAGUCUGAGGAGGGCGUUGCAAAUUGAGCAAUCUCCUACCCAUCAUAUUCCACACGUGCUCAAUUGGGGAUAAGUCGGGAGAUCUUGGUGGCCAUGGUAACAAUGUGACAUCAUUAUGUUGAAAGAAGUCUAUUGUGACUAUUGCAACAUGUGGUCGGGCAUUAUCUUGUUGGAAAGUUGGAUCUGCCAGGGUGUCAAGAUAGGGUAAAAGAUGGGGUUCUAGAACUUCGUGGAUAUAACGCUGCGCGUUCAUGUUACCUCUGAUGAAGAUUAAAGGUGACCUGCAACCAUAAGCUAUAGCACCCCAAACCAUAACUCCAACAGUGUGAUGAACAUGUCUUUUAACAAAAAACUGUGGAUUCCUCCUUUCACCACGUCGCCUUCUAACCCUGGCACGACCAUCGAGCAUGCCUAAACAAAAUCGAGACUUGUCACUAAAGACAAUACUGUUCCAUUCCUGAUCCCAGAGUGACCUUUGUCUGCACCACUCAAGGCGAUUACGUCGGUGUUCUCGAGUUAAAGGGAGGACCCAGUGUGGCCGGUAUGAAAACAAGCCAAAACUUCUCAUUCGUCGGUAAACACUUCGCAUGCCAAUAGGUCUUCCAUGUUCUGCAAACCAUUCAUUUGCAAUAGACCUGGUAGUGGAGAAACGGUCCCUUAAGGCCAAUAAUCUUAGGCGGCGAUCUUCACGGUCUGUUGUUCUACGGCGGCGUCCAGUGCCCCUUGCUCUUUGCGUACGGCCUUCUCGAAGCCAUGCCUGACAACACCUAACCACAGUGUCUACACUUCUUUUUUUCACUUGCUAUUUACAGUAAGAUAAAUACAUUCACCAACUUUUAUUAAAAUAAAACCAUUUAAACUGGGUGUUCGGAUUUAUAUGUCACUUAGUAUAUUAUGUAAAUCACCAAAAACGUUCGUUUCUUGUCAUACUACACACAACAGAAAUUAAAGGCAACACUUUUUUGUUCUGUUGCUAGAAAAAAUAUUGUUAUGAUUGAUUUUCAGUCAAAGAUGUUAUGAUGCUGUUAUACCAAAAAUACUUGUAAAUGAUCUGAUAAUUUAUAGUAUUAAUAUUAAGUCUCUAACGGUAAGUGAUGAUCAAAGGUAUUGAAUCCUGAUGUGAUAAGAAUUGUAUAGUAUUUCUACACAAUAAAACUUAGAAAUGUA
Molecule: messenger RNA, 3105 nt
Organism: Acanthoscelides obtectus
Lineage: Eukaryota; Metazoa; Arthropoda; Insecta; Coleoptera; Chrysomelidae
Source: the annotation of a GenBank genome assembly